This is a messenger RNA of Carlito syrichta (Philippine tarsier), 2926 nucleotides long. RefSeq names its product CUGBP Elav-like family member 3 (gene CELF3). Gene Ontology annotation, biological process: mRNA splice site recognition; regulation of alternative mRNA splicing, via spliceosome. Gene Ontology annotation, molecular function: mRNA binding. The record is from RefSeq and is a predicted model, not a curated record. Bases 595 to 1869 code for a protein of 424 amino acids. Lineage: Eukaryota; Metazoa; Chordata; Mammalia; Primates; Tarsiidae. Gene Ontology annotation, cellular component: nucleus; cytoplasm; ribonucleoprotein complex. The transcript is spliced from 13 exons.
GGAGCCCUGCCGCCAUCGGCGAUCAAGCAUCUGGCCUCAGGGAUCUUCAGACCCAGCAGAAGGAUCCGUCACAGGGAGGUGUCCUCCCCAGGGAAGCCAACGAGAGAGCCACCUCCCCACAUCAGGCGUGGGCCCCCCUCACUGACGCUGCUGGCAACCAUACCAGGCCCCUGAACCCCUCAGGCUCCUCCCCGUCACCCUCCUCAGGCCCCCUCCCCGCCUCCAGCCCUCAUCUCAACUCCCAGGUCCCAGCCCUCCAAGCCCCUGCGCCCCUGCUGCCACCUAGCCCUCCAGGUCUCGGCCGCACCAUCCUGGGAUAUUUGCCAGAUCUCUGGGAGGGAGAUCAUCUGUUUGGGCUAUGCCCCCUGGUGGCAUGACAGUGUCUGCCUAGACCCCUGACCCCUGGUCCUCAACUCCCCGGGCCUCCUUUGUGUGAAGAGCCGCCCCUCUGCUCAGCAGCGUGGUUGGGGGCCACAGGGAAAGCCAGCCCCGGCUGGGCCCCCGGCCCCCACCACUUGCCUCCUUGUCAGGCAGCUUCCCCCGGCCUUUGGGCCUCUCCCUGCUCCCCUCGGCCCCUCCUCCUGGGCCGCCUCAAUGAAGGAGCCGGAUGCCAUCAAGCUGUUUGUGGGGCAGAUCCCGAGGCAUCUGGAGGAAAAGGACCUGAAGCCCAUCUUUGAACAGUUCGGUCGGAUCUUCGAGCUGACUGUCAUCAAGGACAAGUACACCGGGCUGCACAAGGGAUGUGCCUUCCUGACAUACUGUGCCCGCGAUUCAGCCCUGAAGGCCCAGAGUGCCCUGCACGAACAGAAGACUCUUCCAGGGAUGAACAGGCCGAUCCAGGUCAAGCCAGCCGACAGCGAGAGCCGAGGAGAAGACCGGAAGCUCUUUGUGGGGAUGCUAGGGAAGCAGCAGACAGAUGAGGACGUCCGGAAGAUGUUCGAGCCCUUCGGGACCAUAGACGAGUGCACUGUGCUCCGGGGGCCAGAUGGCACCAGCAAAGGCUGCGCUUUCGUGAAGUUCCAGACCCACGCUGAGGCCCAGGCGGCCAUCAACACCCUUCACAGCAGUCGGACCCUGCCGGGUGCCUCGUCCAGCCUGGUGGUGAAGUUUGCUGACACAGAGAAGGAGCGAGGUCUCCGCCGAAUGCAGCAGGUGGCCACCCAGCUGGGCAUGUUCAGCCCCAUCGCCCUCCAGUUUGGAGCCUACAGCGCCUACACCCAGGCCCUGAUGCAGCAGCAGGCGGCCCUGGUAGCGGCUCACAGUGCCUACCUCAGCCCCAUGGCCACCAUGGCCGCCGUGCAGAUGCAGCACAUGGCUGCCAUCAAUGCCAAUGGCCUCAUCGCCACCCCCAUCACCCCAUCCUCAGGAACCAGCACCCCUCCUGCCAUCGCUGCCACGCCUGUCUCUGCCAUCCCUGCUGCCCUGGGCGUCAACGGCUACAGCCCGGUGCCCACCCAGCCCACUGGGCAGCCUGCCCCUGAUGCUCUGUAUCCCAACGGGGUUCACCCCUACCCAGCAGCCUACCCAGCGGCCUACAGCCUGGUUGCGCCUGCGUUCCCACAGCCGCCAGCCCUGCAACAGCAGCAGCAAAGAGAAGGCCCUGACGGCUGCAACAUCUUCAUCUACCACCUGCCCCAGGAGUUCACUGACUCAGAGAUCCUCCAGAUGUUCGUCCCCUUCGGCCACGUCAUCUCAGCCAAAGUCUUUGUUGACCGGGCCACCAAUCAGAGCAAAUGUUUUGGCUUUGUGAGUUUCGACAAUCCGGCCAGUGCCCAGGCUGCCAUCCAGGCCAUGAAUGGGUUCCAGAUUGGCAUGAAGCGCCUCAAAGUCCAGCUAAAGCGGCCUAAGGAUGCCAACCGACCCUACUGAGGGUCCCAGGUCUGGAGAUCCCAGAGGAAGGGGCACCUCACACCCUCUUCCCACGACUGGCCCUCUCUGCACAUCUGCCCCGGGCCUUGACCGGGCUCUGGGGCAAAGGCUGCUUCCUGGCCCCGGGGGCACAAGACACCACCCGCUCCCACCACCCGCCUCUCUGAAGGGCCGUGGCUAUGCUUCCCUGGCUCCAAGGGCCUGUUUCCUCCCAGGUGCCCUUUUGGCCUUUGUGAGGGAGCAAGGAACAGGCUUGAAGGUUCCGGGGUAUCUGCCUUCCGCUAGGGCUUCUGUGACGGGCCCUCUGGGCCCGGCGUUUGACCUGCCGCCCCUGCCAGUGGGCCUGUUCGGCAGGCUCAGGCCCCGGAGGGCAGCGGGGGACCUCCCACACCCCCAGCCCGCCCUCGCCCCAGCCUCUUCCCCGCCUUCGGGGGUUUCUCGGAAGCUGGCUCUCACACUCCCCUCCACCCUCAGCUAGAGGUAGGAUAUCCCUGAAUCCUGGGCUCCCAGCUCGAAAACUCACUGCCUCCCCCAAGGGCCCCCUCUGAGGAGGGUGUGGGGGAGUCCUGAGGGCUGCCUCUCCGCCCAUCAGCCACAGAGACCCUCCUCCUUUCACGAGGAAAAGACCUCCCCCUGAACCCCUAAAAAUGUUUACAGUCUCUGCUGGUCCCCUCCGUGUAAAUACCACUACCACCCGUGCGUUAUCCAGCCUGCCCGGCCCGGCCCGGCCCGGCCCGGACGCUGCCAUCUCUCUUUCUGGGAGUUUAGACAAUGUUGCCCUGGGAUUUUUUCUCUCUCUCUUGAUUUCUCCCUUUGCUUUGGGGGGUAACUGGGUCUUGGGAGGAGGGGUGUGGGGAGGGGAAAAGGGGUUUAUUACCUGAUCAUUUUCUUUAGGAAGAGGUUUUAGGCAAAAGAAAUGGGGUGGGGGUGGGAGUGGUAAGGGGAGACUGGGGAGUCAGUUUCAGACAGUUCUCUAUGCUUAACUUAUUUAUUUAUUGCAUUUUACUUUUCAAGAGUCGGUCUUUUCUGUCUAAAUAAAGAAAAAAGUUUAAAAGCA